AUGAAUCCACAGCUUUCCAGAGCCGACUCCGCAGUCUUGGCGCAAGUCUUCGAUCCAGAGAGUGCACCAACCCGAGCAGAAGUGCUGAUCGAUCCGAGCUUGCCAGAAGACCGCCAUAUUCGCGACGCGACGCUGCUCGGACAGCUGCGACGUCGUGAGAAGGAGGCGAUAUCCAUCAUCGAAGACUUUGAAAGAAACAAAGCUCGGUUCCCUGACGCAAAGGAAUCCGCCAAGGAUGCUGCAUAUCGAGCUGCUCGCACUUCUCUGGAUGCUUUGAUCGCGGAGCAUCCCGAGUAUGCUUCUGCGAAGAACAACAGAGCACAGAUGAGGAGGUGGAUGUUCGGUGACAGGAAUACCCUCGUGCAGCCCAAGUCUCCGCUCUACGCACAGCAAGGCGCAGAAGGCUUGGCAGAUCUCCACGCAUGUAUAGCUUCGACAUUGCCAGCAGGACAACAAGAUGCGGUAUCGCCAGCCCAAGGAAGGUUGCUCGCUCAGGCAUACACCCAGCUAGGCGCUCUCUACUACGCAGCUGCAAAAGACCUGGAGUCCGAACAUAAGGUCGAUGUAGUCGAGAUCGAUGGCAUGAAAUGGUGCCAUGCCCGAUUCGAAGAAGAAGCGUCCCGAGCAUUCUACCUGGGCGGCCUAUAUGGGAAUGAGGUAGCCAAAGCAUUGGCUGUGCAUACCAAUCCGCACGCGAAGCUGUGUGGCAGCAUUGUGAAGGAGGCCAUGCGCAAGGAGAUGGACGCGUUUUGGUAG
Messenger RNA from Sphaerulina musiva SO2202, 756 nucleotides. RefSeq lists its product as uncharacterized. NCBI's taxonomy places the organism in Eukaryota, Fungi, Ascomycota, Dothideomycetes, Mycosphaerellales, Mycosphaerellaceae. Gene Ontology annotation, biological process: cilium assembly. The transcript has a single exon. Bases 1 to 756 code for a protein of 251 amino acids. The record is from RefSeq and is a predicted model, not a curated record.